This is a messenger RNA of Aspergillus udagawae, 1122 nucleotides long. RefSeq lists its product as uncharacterized. Lineage: Eukaryota; Fungi; Ascomycota; Eurotiomycetes; Eurotiales; Aspergillaceae. Bases 1 to 1122 code for a protein of 373 amino acids. The record is from RefSeq and is a predicted model, not a curated record. The transcript is spliced from 5 exons.
AUGAGUGGAUGUCAGAUCGACCCUAAUCCAGACAUCAUUGGAAUCGGCAUCCGAAUUUCCAUCUAUAUCCUCAGUCUUGCAAGCCCACUGAUCUCUUUCUUCCUUCAGUCCGCCGAGCUCUCAGGCUCCAUCGAAUCCUCCCUCGGCGUAACUGGGCUUGCGCUCUUCCUCACAACCGUUAUCCAAUCUGCUCUCGGUUGCAUAGCGCUCUUCCACGCCCUCUGCGUCCUCCAUCUGCUUGGUCUCGUGGGCAUCGCCUUUCGUCCAAAGGGCCACUACCCCGCAACCGUCGCGCGCACCACGACCUUUCUUGUCUUGUAUGUGGUUGCUGUCAGCGGCUCGCUCAUAUAUUUCAUCUACGUCUUCGCAAACGCGCCCCACUUUGGAAAUAAGCCCGAGUGCAACCAGGACACCAAGUACGUCCUUUUCGGCGUGGACAUCCAGGCGAUUAAUAUCGUGAUUCGCUGGAUCUUCGUUGCGAUGUUCGCCAUGCUGGAGCUGGGGUUUGUCAUGUGGCUCGUGUGUUUGUCCGGUGCUGCGUGCUGCAUGGCGCUGGACUGUGGCUGUGGGCGCAGCAAUAAUUGCGAUUCGGGACUGGGAACGGACGACGAGUUGUAUGAUGCUGGGUGCGAGCAUCUAUAUGAUAGUAAUGCUGGAAUUGAUGAUCCGGAGGAACGAACUGCUCCCGAGCAUCGCGGACUGGACUUUUGGGCAGGUUCUCGCCAUGACGAUGCUCAUAGGGCCGCUAAUAGAGUUUGCGUCACUGUUGCUGGGCAAACGAGUCCAUGGUUUCGCUUCCCAGCCAGCCCGAAGAACAUCACUGUUCCACCCAGUCUGCUCGAUGAAGAUCCUCCACGAACUUGCCGUCGUGCUUAUCACAGCGCCCGCACCACGAACAUCAGUAAAGACCGUCCCAUUACGCACCUCGCACUGCUCCCCGAAUUCUGUCGCGGACGUCAGGGCAAAAAUGGGAUAGCUCGGCUGAAGGUGGCAUAUGAGGACGAGAAGCUCUCCGCACUUUUCCGUCAUCGGCUUCAGCCCGGUGAAGCUUAUCAUGAAGGAGCGGAUAAUGCGAUUUGCAGCACGAAAUAUGACGAUGCUGGAUGCCAUGAACGCGUGUGA